Cooperia oncophora is the source of this 750-nucleotide messenger RNA. NCBI's taxonomy places the organism in Eukaryota, Metazoa, Nematoda, Chromadorea, Rhabditida, Trichostrongylidae. The record is from the annotation of a GenBank genome assembly.
GGAGAUCGACCAAAUCAAGGACAACAAGGAGAAGCCGGCGUAGUGAAUGGUGAAGUAGACGGUGACCUUCAGGCUGCACCAGGUAUUGAAGUACGAGGCGAGAUUCGCGUUCUGGCGCAAACGGUAGUUAUUUCCGACAUUUCGUUCAUAAAUGAAUCUUUCCGUGUCCAUACCGAAAUUACUGCCCUUCCUCUUUCAUCGGAUUUGAGGAAUAUUCAUUUACACCUUGGCUCAUGUAAGAUGCAUUUUCUGGAGUUGCAAGAGCUUCCCACUGCAUUUUCCGUUCCAGGUGCUUUGCUGCCACGUGAAUUGGGAGGCCACGGUAGGAUAACUAUCAAUGGUGCAGACUGUGAUUACUCGCGUUUGACGCAACCGACGCUUGCUGCACAAAGUCCCAACCUUUCGAUCAUGGAAACUCUCCCACAGUACUAUAACUCGAUUAACGAAAAAGACGCAUUUCUUCAAAUAACAAUACCUGAUGCCCUUCGUCUCACCAUCCAGCUGUUGAAGUGCAUUACAAUCGCAGUUGAUGUGGUUGUAGAGAAGCCUACUCAAGGCAUAAAGUUCGUCUAUAAUAUUGCACCGGACGGAACCCUUGAUAAAGGAGCUCACGUCUUUACCUACAGGAGCUCCUUGUUGACAAGUACGACUUGCUUACAAUUUGAAUGUUGUGUGCCAUCUACCUUUGCUGCUCCAUUUUUCGAAAUCUGUGCCAGGUUCAAGUCUAAGUUUUCUGAGGGAUGGCUUUAG